AUGCCUGUGCCACCACCUAUAGUGCAAGACCACCAAGCCAACGACCGAACUAUUACUCUCACAAACGAAUUUGAAAAGAUGAAACAGCCAUCGUUCAAGGGAGGAAUUGAUCCACUAAAGGAUAAGGCGUGCCGUUGGUGGAUGUUUAUCCGAGAAGAACACCAAGGAAUGAAUUGGGCUCAAUUUUUGGAUGUCUUCUAUAAGAAAUACUGCCCACAGAGUAUCCAGGACAGGAAGGUGUUGGAGUUUGAGAACUUGAAGCAAGGGAACAAAACCGUAGCGGAGUAUGAAAUACAGUUUACCGAGUUAGCCCAUUUCGCGCCACAUUUGGUCGAUACGGACUACAAAAAGGCAAGGAAAUUUGAGGGAGGUCUUCGAGACUCCAUUCUUGAGAAGAUUAAUGUGUUGAAGGUACAGAAAUAUGUGGAUGUAUUGGAUAGGGCCAUCAUAGUGGAAGAAUGUGGAUAUGUAGCUUUAUUUGCUAUAUCUGAGAAUGUGGCUAUUGUUGUUUAUACAUGA
Messenger RNA from Camellia sinensis, 519 nucleotides. The record is from RefSeq and is a predicted model, not a curated record. Lineage: Eukaryota; Viridiplantae; Streptophyta; Magnoliopsida; Ericales; Theaceae.